AUGGCGGACGCAGAACCUUCUCCCGCGGGUGUAGACCGCCUUGAGGCCGCCUUGGCCAAACUUGAUGCGGCUCAACGCCGCCUCGACUCCCAAUUGAAUGCCCUUCUCCUAAAACUGCCUCCGAGAACCAUCCACCACUACCCAUCAUCCUUUGUGCAGUCACCACCGCCACCUCCGCCGCCCAUGCCGACUCCACCUCCAUCUUCUUUCUCUGCACAGACAUUCCUCACCCACACUCCAAUACUGACUCUGCCGCGGACUCCACUACUGCCUCCACCGUUGCCUCCGCCGCUCAAGCCGACUCCAUCACCCACGCUCACCGCACCCACGACCAUGCCACCUUCGCCAGCCAUGCCGCCUCCGCUUCCCAUGCCAACGGAGCCUCCAUCCGCACAACCAUCCCUUCCACCAUUGUCGGGUUCGCUUCCUAGGCAUGCUUUGCAUCUUCCCACUUUUGGUCACGCUUGUGCCGCUAUUCCCAUUUCCGACAACCUCUUCAGUGCUAUCCUUCAUUAUGGCCAUACCACAGCUCCUCACACCAAGCAUGGAGAACAUUGA
Messenger RNA from Glycine soja, 558 nucleotides. Its product is annotated as zyxin-like. Bases 1 to 558 code for a protein of 185 amino acids. NCBI's taxonomy places the organism in Eukaryota, Viridiplantae, Streptophyta, Magnoliopsida, Fabales, Fabaceae. The transcript has a single exon. The record is from RefSeq and is a predicted model, not a curated record.